AUGGUCUGCAUAGACCAAACCACGGGAUCCAAAACUGCAGGAGGCGAACCCUUUGUGACACUAACUAAGACGAGGAGGUUUGAGGGAAAGGUGUUUUUUGGGGUGCAUAUGGGAUUGCAGCAGCAGGAGGAUGAGAAAAAGGGGGAGGAGGAGGCGGAAGGGGGUGUUGGAAGUGGUAAUUUGAAAGUUGUGAAGAUUAGGGUGGGGGAUGUGGUGAGGCCUUCUUAUUUGUGA
This is a messenger RNA of Neurospora tetrasperma FGSC 2508, 234 nucleotides long. RefSeq lists its product as uncharacterized. NCBI's taxonomy places the organism in Eukaryota, Fungi, Ascomycota, Sordariomycetes, Sordariales, Sordariaceae. The record is from RefSeq and is a predicted model, not a curated record. Gene Ontology annotation, molecular function: pyridoxal phosphate binding; molybdenum ion binding; catalytic activity. Bases 1 to 234 code for a protein of 77 amino acids. The transcript has a single exon.